Penicillium paradoxum is the source of this 1203-nucleotide messenger RNA. RefSeq lists its product as uncharacterized. Lineage: Eukaryota; Fungi; Ascomycota; Eurotiomycetes; Eurotiales; Aspergillaceae. Bases 1 to 1203 code for a protein of 400 amino acids. The transcript has a single exon. The record is from RefSeq and is a predicted model, not a curated record.
AUGGAAUCUUCUCAGUCCUACCCUCCUACCUCGCCUAACUCUGCAACUUCACCCGUAUCCCCAAAAUCUCCAUCGAAAAUUCCGAGAAGGAUCAGCUCCACAAGGAUUGCUCUUCCCGAUCUAAAAUCUGCACUAGAAAGGGCGGUUAAGGCCAGAGGGAAAACAUACUCCCAAAUUACGGCCUUCAUCUGUUAUUGGGACGAUGACAACACUCGUGCUCAAGAAGAUGGAGAAACCUUUUCCCAUAUGAUAGCUGAUCUUUUCGGAGUUGCCAGCCAAACUUUUAUCAUGAACCACGAAAAUUCCGUUGCAUGCUGGGAUUUGGGAGAUCGCCUGCAUCAAGAAGUUGUGUCCAAACACCGCAUUUGCAAACCAACGCUCUUCAUCUUUUUUUACGCUGGCCACGGUAGGAUCAAUCAACUUAACGAACUUUCUUUUACCGCGACCAAGAAGGAAAACCUUGUUCCAUGGCGCACCAUCGAUCGUGAAUUAAGUUACCACACUUAUCCUAUGGAUACCUUCUGCAUCCUAGAUUGUUGUUAUUCCGGUACUGCUAUUGCGGGUAACCCGAUGACAACCCAUGUCUUAGCUGCUUGUGCCUCUUCGGAGUUUGCGAGAUCCCGUGUAAAUGGAAUAUCCUUUACACAGCGAGUUGUGCGGACCAUGCGAAAGCUUUCCGACUCUGGCAAGAUAUCUAUCUCAACAGAUGAAAUUUUCAAUGCGGUACAGAAUGAAACUCCUCGUGGCUGCUACAUGCCAAGAUUUUCUAGUCAUAAUGGGGUGAAUCCCAUUGUCUUACCUUUCCACGUCACGUCUACUUCAAUUCCUCCUUCGCCAGGAAUUUCGUCUUCUGGGCAUGCCUCAAGUUCGAGGUUAGGCCCUGCAUUACAUUCCCGCCCACUAUCACAACUUCCCUCCGACCGCGAAACUCACGUUCUUGUUCUACUCGUUCUCGAAGGAAACCCGAAGCUGGUUGUCCAGGACUUUGAAAAAGUUAUUGAAAACCUGCCGGCCAAGUUUAAAGUGAAAAUCACAGAUGCCUAUGAAACCAAUGCAUCUGCGGGAGUCUUUGUGUGCAUGACUUGGGAGGCAUAUGCACGGUUCUCGUCAAGCGUAGAACUAGACGCACUCCUUCCUGUGAUCGGACCAUCACUGAUUCGCACACAUGAGCUCCGCGCGAUUUCGGUCCGAGCUGUGCCCUAG